Messenger RNA from Malassezia japonica, 963 nucleotides. RefSeq lists its product as uncharacterized. The record is from RefSeq and is a predicted model, not a curated record. The transcript is spliced from 4 exons. The coding region runs from base 1 to 963 and encodes 320 amino acids. NCBI's taxonomy places the organism in Eukaryota, Fungi, Basidiomycota, Malasseziomycetes, Malasseziales, Malasseziaceae.
AUGACUGUACGCUCGGCUACCCACGCUGGGACGUGGUACUCGGCGGACCGGGCCACAUUGGACCAGCAGCUGUCAAAAUGGAUUCGUGAGGCGCAGAGCCCGAGGCGUCCCGCAUCGAAUGCGUACGGCUUGGAGGAGCCGCCCAUUGCGCAGCAUGCGAUGGUGAACGGAUGUAAAGGAAUUAUUGCUCCCCGCCGUGUCUUUGUCCUGGGCCCGUCGCACCAUGCCUACCUGGAAGGCUGUGCCCUGAGCGACUAUGAUGUUCUCUCUACGCCAAUCGGAGACCUUCCUGUGGAUAUGCAAGUAAACCAAGAGCUGGAUGCCACAGGCCAAUUCAGGGUCAUGACGUCGGCCGUCGACGACGCCGAGCACAGCAUCGAGAUGCAUCUGCCCUAUAUCCGCAAAGUCUUCGAGGGCCACAACAUCUCGGUGAUUCCUUUGUUGGUCGGCCAGCUGACGCCCGUGGACACGGCCAAGUACGCGUCUGUGCUGGCCGAGUACUUUUCCGACCCUGCGACGCUGGUUGUGGUCUCGAGCGACUUUUGCCAUUGGGGUGAGCGGUUCCGGUAUACACGUUACGAAUCCGAUACGGGCGUCGGCCCCAUCCGCCUCUCGACGCGUACGCCCCGUGAAGAGUACGAAGCGCGUCCGAUUUAUGAAUCCAUCCAAUCCCUUGAUGCGGACGGCAUGACGGCUAUUUCGUACGCGGCCGAUGCCGAGCUGCCCAUACGGCACAUGAGCGCGGCCGAGGCACGCAAGGCCUUUGCCGUCUACCUGUCUCGGACCGGCAACACGAUCUGCGGCAAGAACCCAAUUUCGCUGCUGCUUGCCACGCUGCAUCAGCUCGAGACGCAUGGCGACACGCACCGCUGCCUCUUUACACACUAUGAGCAGAGCAGCGCCGUACACACGCCGGGCGACAGCUCCGUGUCGUAUGCGACAGCAUUCGUUCAAAAAGUAUAG